AUGGUCGGAGUGGCAUUCUCUCCACAGUGGCAAGGCCAAAGACACGCCUUCCCUGUGACGCCACUGCGACCACCGCGAAAGCUACGACCAGGGACAGCCAGGUGGUGCAAGGAGGGGAUCGCGGCUUCCAAUGUGAAGCUUUGGACCCUGCUGACAGUGAGUUGUCUGAACCUGCUGAGUUAUACGGCCAUGUAUCCCAUGACCCCCAAGCUGAUGAGCCGCUUCGCCGUUCAUUCGGAUGUGGGCGUGGGACUGGUGGCGUCCUCCUUCGCACUGGGACGCUUUUGUACCACGUCCCUUUGGCCGAUCCUCAGCGACUACAUCGGUCGUAAGAAGGUGCUCUUCAUGGCUCUCUUGGGUGGGGCUGCAGGUUCCGCCCUGCAAGGCAUAGCUAUUGCGUGUCACUGGCCUUUCAGCGCAUUCCUCGCGGUCCGAGGAGUGGCUGGGAUGUUCAGCGGCAUCGUGCCCACCGUCAAGGCCUAUAUCGUAGACACCUUUGAGGCCGAAGAAGUUCCUAAGGUCUUGGCAUAUCGAGAAGCAGCUGGCACAAUGGCGUUCAUCUUGGGCCCCGCCCUGGGUGGAUUCUUAGCAGCCAGGAUCUUCGCUGCUCCCAUGUUCUUUUCCGCCUUCAUGAGCACAUGGGCUGCAGUGCUGUGCUUGAAAGUCUUGCCCGACCCCAGUGGGCCCAGGCCCCAGAGCGUUGGUCUCAGCUCCAAAACGUCGUCCAAAACGUCUUCGGCGAAACAUGCGAAACCGAAGCCCAUUCUGGCGGUGCCGCUCUUCUUAUUUUCCUUCAUCUGGGCUUGUACCAGGACGUGCUUCCACUCCUAUUUUCCACUGCUGUUGACGCGGCGCUUCGAGCUGCCACUGACACGCUUGGGGGCUGUCCUGACUGGCAUUUCCUUCUUGGUCGCUAUCGUCCAAGUCUGCGCCUUCGAGUUCUGCCGAAAACGCUAUGGGCUGGAAAGAACCAUGGUGCUGGGUACUUUCAUGGUGAUCAGUGGCUUAGGAAACCUUGUCAUCUCGCCCCCAGACACGACGCUGCCGUGGCUUUUCGCCUCCGCCGCCCUGUAUGGAGCAGGUUCGGCCUUAGUGUCCCCCGCGCUCCCCGCCUCGCUGAUCCGAUAUGCGCCGGAAGGGCGCACGGGCGCCUUCAUGGGCAUCGACUCAGUGAUUGUGAACUUCGGUCGGAUUGUGGCACCCUCCGUCUUCGGCCUGCUGCUCUUCAGCAACUAUGUUGGCAUCUGCUUGGGUCCUGUCAAGGUGGUCACGGUCGCAAGUGCGUUCGCCUGGUUGUUCGUGUUAGUGCGAAGGUGA
Messenger RNA from Cladocopium goreaui, 1317 nucleotides. NCBI's taxonomy places the organism in Eukaryota, Dinophyceae, Suessiales, Symbiodiniaceae. The record is from the annotation of a GenBank genome assembly.